This is a messenger RNA of Blepharisma stoltei, 1480 nucleotides long. The record is from the annotation of a GenBank genome assembly. NCBI's taxonomy places the organism in Eukaryota, Ciliophora, Heterotrichea, Heterotrichida, Blepharismidae.
AUGGGCAAUAUUUGUUGCUGCCAUCCUGAAGUAGUCCCACAGCCUAAGCAAAAUGAAGAUAUUUUGGUGAUCCCUGACAGUUUGGAAUCCAGAGCUAUAAAUGUCAGAAGUUUUAAGGUAGAAAAAGUCCUGGGGAAAGGAUCAUUUGGGAAAGUCAUGCUAGUUACGAAAAAAGAUACUGGGAAACUAUAUGCAAUGAAGCUUAUAAGUAAACAGAGACUUUUUGACGCGAAAAAGAAAGCUCAUGCUCAGACUGAAAGAGAAGUGCUAUCACAAGUGAAAAGCCCUUUUGUAGUAAAAUUGCAUUUUGCUUUUCAGAAUUAUCAGAAGCUUUAUUUAGUUUUAGAUUUUAUGCAAGGUGGAGAACUGUUCUUUCAUUUAAGAAAGCUAAAUAAAUUCACAGAAGAAAUUGCAAGGUUUUAUGCAGCUGAAGUAUUGCUAGCUUUAGAAGAUUUACAUGAUAAAGGUUUCAUCUAUAGAGAUUUAAAGCCUGAAAAUGUAUUUUUAGAUGCAGAUGGGCAUAUAAAACUAGGAGACUUUAAUUUAGCGAAAAUUUCAUCUGAAGUGAAUAGGUCACAUACUAUAUGUGGAACACCUGAAUAUAUAGCGCCAGAAGUGCUAAAAGGGCAUGUCCAAGGCAAAGAAAUUGAUUAUUGGGGCUUAGGGAUUCUUUUAUAUGAAAUGCUAAAUGGAAAAUCGCCAUUUUACGCUAAAAAUUAUGAUAAGCUUUUCAAGAAUAUUAUAAGCGGAAAACUCUUUUUCCCUGAAACUUUUUCUGAUAAAGCUAAGGAUUUAAUAUCAAAACUGUUAAUUACAGACUAUAAAUAAAAUGGCUAUCGGUUCGAGAGAAAUUGGCUCUGCCAAUUUUCUCUCAAAACUUCUGCAUGGCAACAGCCGUUUAACUUUGGGGAUAGCCAAAGGAACGGCUCCUCAGUGCAUUCAAGAGGCUCAGAGUUUUACCCCUCAGCACAUCCCCACGGGAGGAUGACCCUUAGGCGGAAAACGCGCAGGAGCUGAGUCAGGAUGAGCGACGGCAACGCACCGGGUGAGCUGUGCGGCGACUUUCUGGGACGAAGCCUUAUAGAAGGCUUGGGUGUGGGCUGACCACACAUAUUCCAAGAUGGCUUGUGUGACGUCACUGGUCUUGCUUUGACCCUUUUUAAUUAAGGGGUGUAGGCAUUAGACACCUUAAAAACCAGGUUAAUGUAAUGUAAUGUUAAUUACAGACCCAAAGCAAAGGCUCGCAAAUGCAGCUGACAUAAAACCGCAUCCAUUUUUUGGCGGGAUGGAUUGGGAUUUUUUAAGACGCAAACUAAUGGAGCCGCCUUUAAAGCCGAUGAUUAGAGGUGAUAAAGAUACAAGAAACUUCAACGUGGCCAAUAUAAAAGAUGAAGCCAGCCCUCCCCCCAAUUGGAACACUCCUCAGCAAGAAGCCAACGUGUUCAUGAAUUUUACAUAUGUCGAGCCAGCAUUAAAAUAA